Messenger RNA from Brenthis ino (lesser marbled fritillary), 7413 nucleotides. The record is from the annotation of a GenBank genome assembly. Lineage: Eukaryota; Metazoa; Arthropoda; Insecta; Lepidoptera; Nymphalidae.
AUGGGGGUGCAGAAAAGACAUAGUCAAUUUAGUGAUACAAAAUACAAGUGGCGGACGGUAGUGUUCUUUUUGUGUUUUGUGUGGUGCAAUGGUCAGGAGAUAAGAAUUGGAGAGACGGACCCUUACAUGUUGAAUAAGUCAUUAGGACUUACUGAGUUACCCGGUGGUGUGCUUGCAGCAGGAAGAACUGUGUGGAAAAAUGAGGGUAUUCCAUAUCUACUUCGAGAUGAUCUCUUGGUGGACAGAGAGGCAGAGCUCGUGGUGGAACCAGGAGUUGAAGUUAAAUUCGCACCGAUGAUCGGCAUCACCGUUCGUGGCAAGCUACUUGCGAUUGGUGAAGCAGAACGAACUAUCAAAUUUACAAGCACAGAAGAACCCCAAAAACAAUCUAAGCCUUUUCCUGACAUACGCCUCGUUGAUGGACCAUCAAUAUUAACAGGAAGGGUACAGUUAUUACACAGGGGACAAUGGAGAUCUGUUUGCACAAAUUCAAGAAAUUGGACCAUCAACGACAUGGAAACAGCAUGCAGGCAAUUAGGCUUCAUGGGCGGAACGUUUUACAAUUGGAUGGAUCGGCAACCAGGAAGGCGGGCACGACUUUUAUACGAGGAACCCAAGUGUAAAGGCACCGAGUAUGACCUUUUUCAAUGUGAUUGGGAUUCGAGACAACUGGGGUCUGGUGUUUGUGACUAUCACCCGGAUCUCGGUAUUGAGUGCCAACCGCAUCAUGAUGAUAAUGAGUUGAGAACUUCUGGAAUUCAUUGGAGAGGCAUACGAUUUGAAAAUGCUGUCUUUGAAAGAAUACUUACAGCCGAAAAUACACUUUACGUGCCAACGUCAAUGUCAACACUGGCACACAUUUCUAUAAAAAAUGCCGGUCUAGGUAGAGAUAAUAACGCAACUAGCGCUUUAGACAUAAUAGGUGUUCCGCCUUUAAUGGAAGAUAUUGAAAUUUCAAAUUCUGCCUUUAACGCUAUCAACGUGACGUCACCAAACGCUCCUAUAGUUAUUAACAACUGCAAAAUACAAAACAAUAGAGGGUAUGGUAUAUAUGUUAAUUCAACGUAUGGCAUGACAAAGAUCGACAAUUGUACGAUUCAUGACAACGGUGGAGACGGGGUCAAAUACGUGGUGCACGAAAUGAAUAUAGAUGAGAAAUUCGACAGAAGUGAAAUAUUUGAUUUGUGUACGCUCGCGUCUACCCCUAGUCAAACGUUCCCUAUACAAAUGACCAUAGAACAAUCACGAUAUUCAAACAUGGAAAGAGAUUGUAAUCAAAAAUUUUAUACGAGAUCAGAUCACGUUCUUACUUUAAGUUUUUUAAAGCUUUUUACAAAUAAAAAUGACACUGGAGAAAUUUUUGUAUACGACGGGCUAUCAGCGAAUGAUAAACUUUUGAUAACUUUUAGUAUAAGAAACUAUACUCGACCACAAAGUGUGACCUCAACGAGAAAUAGAAUGUACGUAAGAUUUCGUGCGAAUACACAGACGGAUAUUGUUGGCUUUUUGAGGUUAACUUCGGGAACUAGUAAAACCUAUGAUUUGAACGUCGUAGACACCAUUAUCUCAGACAACAAUGGUAGAGGUGUUGUAAUAGAAAACCUUCGUUCUCAAAUUCACAUUCAUCGUACAUCUAUUUCUAACAAUAAUCAUGUCGCCGGCCUCCAAGUAACGAGUGGCGCUGGAGAUGUGAAUGUUACAGAAAGUAGGAUAUCCUUUAACCAAGGGGAUGGCAUUAAUAUAACGGUCACAGGCGGCAACCGAAAUAUAUCAAGAAGUAUACUUAGUUCAAAUCAAGGGUAUGGUAUAGCAGUAUGGAUAAAUAACACGCAAGAAACCGAAUUUAUUUCUAUGAACCAAACUACAGUUGUAGAAUAUUCUGAAAUAUUUAAGAAUUUGGAAGUGGGCAUUCUACAUGGCAACUUUUGUGGAGACAGUUGGAUUAAUGUUACUGGAAAUUGGUUUAACGCUAGCCUAGAAAGCACUAUUGAUAUCGCUACGUGUUGGAGAUUAAGUAAUCCACUGAAAUUGCUACAAUUACAAAUAGGACACAACAGAUUCUAUCAAAAUCAACGUGUUCCUAUAAAAAUUCAACCUGCACUCAAUGUCAUUGGAAAAAUUGAAUACAAUUAUUUUGAACAUGGUGAAUAUGGGGCAAUAGCAAUUCUAAAUAGAUUUGAAGGAAAAUAUCUUGAGGAGUUCGAGAUACUGCCUGCUAGAUUUGAUAUUCAGCAUAAUUACUUUUAUGGAAAUAAAGGACCAUUUGUAGUAAAUCUCGGAUUAUCACCGUACAGUGAUCUUCAAUACAUACUGUUUUCUAGAAAUUAUUUACGUGAAAAUAAAGUCAGAGAGCCAUUUGAAGCUUUAGAAGGGCUAUCUACCAGACUCACCCCCAGAAGUAGGGUUGCUGCUACAAUAGUUUUAGCUUCAAGUAACAUUGAUGUUUUUAGAAAUAUUAUUAACAAUCCUGAAGCUCAAUACGAAAUAGGUUCGCAUGUAGAAGAUCAAAGCAAAUUACUCAACUGUACUUACAACUGGCUUGGGUAUUCUGAAGAGGAAAAAGUAUAUAAUAGAUUAUUUCAUCGAAAAGACAGAUACAAUUUGGCUAAAAUUGUUUACAUGCCGUAUUUGUUACAUAGUAGUAACCCUGGAGCCACUCAAAUAAAUUAUAAUUCUUUGUAUGUACCGCAAUUUAACGUACCAGGAACUUCUACAGUAGGCGGUGAAGUCGAAGGUAUAGAAAUAUUAAGGCAAGGAGAAUAUGAUGUUGAUAAAGAUAUAAAUAUCCGUCCGGGAGGCAGACUUAUUCUGCAAUCAGGUGUAAUCUUAAAAUUUCCACCUGCUAUCGGAAUGAUGAUUGCUGGCAAGAUAGAGGCAAAAGGAAAACGACCUAAUGACAUUACAUUUACUUUAAAAGAAGAAGUGGCUAUGUCGAAUGACAGUGUUUAUGAAACUGAUACCGAGAUUGAACCUACUACACCAGGCUAUCAAGAACCAUUAGUACCAAUAAGACUUUUAGGCGGCAGAACACAAUAUGAAGGAAGAUUACAAGUACGAGUAGAAGGCAAAUGGGGAACUGUGUGUAAUUAUCGCUGGAACAUUAUAAAUGCUGCAUUAGUUUGCAAUCAACUUGGUUUAGUACUAAAUCCCGAUGAUUGGUUUCUAGAACCUAAUGAAAUUCCUAACGCUGGCACUUCAGAAGAUGUCAUACUGUCUAACGUAGAAUGUACAGAAUUUGAUAAUGAUAUUACUAAGUGUAAAGCGGAAACUACAGAGAAUUUUGAAAAUUCAUGUUCCCAUAAAAAUGAUGUCGGUAUAAGAUGCUACGAAACCAGUUGGGCGGGUGUUAGGUUUAGUGUAAUAGCUGACAGAGCCGAUUUGCAGUAUUUAAGUAUUGAAAAAGCAGGUCUUCUCGACUAUUCAUCAAAUUUAUUCAAACCUGCUCUUCAAAUAGAUUUUGCUCGACACAGUCUUGAAAGUGUUAAAAUAACCAACAAUUACCACGAUGGCUUGGGAAUUUUAUAUUCAAAUUUAUAUGGAGCAGACGCCAUUAAUACAGUUCGAAAUUCUGAGUUUAGCAAUAACAAAGGCAGUGGUCUAAGCUUUAAGCAGCUAGGUCUUAAAGUGUACAGUUCGACAAUAGAAAACAAUAAAAUAGCUGGUAUUUCUCAUAACCCUCAUAUAACUGGCCCACAGCAAAGAGAAAUAGCGGGAUGGUUCAAUGUAGAUCCAGGUUUCAAUAUGGAAGAAUCAAAUUAUCAUCCUAUAAUGGUGCCUGAAUAUGAGACAGACAUUACUUUGGUUAACGGUGAAACUCGACAUAUAGUUUUCACUAAGUAUAGCGGAGAAAGCAUAGAAAAAACUUAUAACAUAAAAUGCAACCCAGGUUAUGUACUUGGACUUCAGCUAUUGAAUCCAAUUCAUAAUUUCUCAACUGAAAGUAUUUGUAUAUAUGACUCGCAGAAUAUAAACGAAGCUAGCACGGUGUGGUGCCUUGAUCGUGAUCUAUCCACGUUUCCAACUACUAGUAAUACUUUUGGUAUAGUGCUAAAAUAUAAAAGCGGCCAGCGAGCAUUAGGAGGUGUUGUUUUGGUAGUAAGCACUAUUAUAGCCCCUGUGCAGAAUAUACGAAACAGAAUUGUUAAAGGUCCGGUGCCGACUCUGCAAGUUUUUAAUACAAAGAUAAAAGGGAAUACCAAAGGCAUAAAAGCUUUAUACUAUAAUCGUUAUUUAAAUGAACUAGGUGACCAUUUUCUUCGGAAAGCUAACGAAACUAUAAAGAUAAUAAAUUGCGAAAUUGCGCACAAUACAGAGGAAGCAAUUUAUGUUAACACUCCGUUUUGGGACAUUCACGAGAGCCAUAUAACUGAGAUAACUAUAAUGGUAAAUAGUAGCUUGAUUACUGACAAUGGAAAAGGAAUAUAUCACUUUGCAAGAGAUUUGAGGAGUUCAAAUAAUUUAUAUCAUUACGUAUUUCAAGAUAAUACGAUAGAAAGAAACAAAAACGGAGGAUUUGAUAUAAGCUUGCCGUAUGUUUGGCAAUACAAUGAAAAUUUCACGCAUUCCGUAUUCAUGCACAACAAUACUUGGCGUAAUAAUCAGAACUUUGGUUUUGUUAUAGAUGGACAUUUUGCCGAAAUAAAUAUAACGAAAAACGUAUACAGCGAUAAUAAUUGCAAAUCUGGCUUAAUUUCUAUCAGAGGUAUGGAAAAGAAAAUGAAAAUAGACGGGAAUAUGAUCGAGAGAAAUAACGGCCAAUAUAUGGUACAAUUCUUUAUGGACAGCCAAAGUGAAAUUAUGGGUUUCGUGUAUGCGGUAUUUGUGUAUAAUCAAAUAACGGAUAAUAGAUAUGCCACACAAAUAAACCGCGGUGCUUUAGUUAGAAGUACAGAUCCCACAUACGCAUUGGGCUUCAAAGGCAUACAGAAAGUUAAGGUUAGUCGAAACCUUUUCGGAAAUAAUGCAUUACAAUAUACACUGCUAGCUGGUAUAAAAACUGCAAAAAUAAAUAAUCUAUUGGAUGUUAGUGAAAAUUGGUGGGGCAGUGCAGAUGAGAAGAAAAUAAGACAACAAAUAUUUGAUUUCGAUGAUUGGAAUAACCAUGCUGUAGCAACUUAUUUACCGUACUUACUUGAGAAUAAUUUUGAUUCAAGCGUAUCUGUUGCGUUUAGUCCUGCGACAGUUGUAGAUGUGAAUGAACUUGGAGGACGUUUAACUUCAGAUCUUACCUUAGAUGCGCGGAUUUCACCGUAUGUAAUAAAGGCCGAUAUCACAGUUAUGCCAGAUGUUACGCUCACUUUGACUCCAGGGGUAGUCUUAGAAUUUGCACCUAAUGUUGGUAUAUUGGUUAUGGGUACGUUGAAUGCGAUCGGCCACAGCCAAUUACCUAUUUUAAUGAGACCACUGUUCUCUGCAACUAAUAUUGAAGGUAACAGAAUUGAAAAACGGGAAAUCGGACAAUACUCUUCUAGUCAUCAUAAAAAUAAGCGACAGUUGGAAUCGAUGAUUGUACAAGAUUCCAUUCGACUUUGCACUGGAAGAAAUUGUUCAAUUAAUGACAAUAAUUUUGAAAGAAAAAAUGAAGGCUUCUUAGAAUACUAUAAUAGAACUACAUUACAAUGGGUGCCAAUGUGUGAUAAUCGUUUUACAGAGAGAAAUGCUCAAGUCGUUUGUCGAGAAUUAGGUUUUGAUCCAAUAAAUGUAUUCUUUGCUCGCGACAGACGUGUAGAAUACCAUAGUAAUUCACUUUCACGCGUAUGGUCCUGGCCCGAGCCGCUGCAAUGUGUAGGCACAGAAGAACGGUAUGAAGACUGUCCUAUUCGACUCAAUGGUCAACUUUACGGUCAUAGACACGAGUGUAAAUGGAAUUCAGAAUUCGUAUUUAUUCACUGUGGUUCUAGAAAUUUGGAGGAAAAUAUUGAUUACUGGGGUGGAAUACGUUUUACUAAUCCAGAGUUUGAAUACUCUAUGUACGAACACAGAAUACAUGACCACCAUACACAUGAAACUUUAAAGAAAGUUGAAAGUCGAUUACAGCACGUGCGAAUUAUUGGUGCUGGCAUAUUGCAUAAUGAAAAGUCGCCGGCAGUUCAAAGCAUCAUCAAAAACCCAGUCAUUGAAAAUGUGAAUAUAAGUAAAUGUGCAUAUCAUGGUAUCAAUAUAGUAUCUCCAACUGAUACUAUAAACAUGAUGUUUAACACAAUUAGUGAUACUUUGGGAGAAGGUAUCAGUGCUAUAUCAUUAAAUGGAGAAGGGAGGGAAUCGGAGGAAUCAAGUUUCACUCCCUUAAAAGAUCUUAAUUUACCUUACCACUUAUUUUCUUUGAUCGAUAUCUGUGAUAGCUCAAAAGUUAUUACAGUUGAAGAGAGAGUCAUUCUAUACUAUAAAUACGAUAACAAUCCAGUUAAUUGCGUAAAAAUAUUCAAGAGUAUGUUCAGAGUUAAACCUUUUGGGUUCAGACUCCUACAAUUCAAUUUAUUCAAUCACACUCUGAAUUAUGGAAAGCGUGAUUCCUUGACUUUGUAUGAUGGAGAUAUCUACAAUAUAACAGCUCCUCAAAUAGGUUACUUGGAAAACGGUUCGCCUGAUGAGAAGAAACUAUUUAGAACUGAUGGUGCAAGCUUAAGUGUCAAACUAUUCGCUAACGGUGCGGCUUCUGUACAUGGGUUUAUUGCUGAAAUUGUCACAUUGCCCAUAUCUGCUAUAGGAUUUAGUCGUGAUGUCCAGCACAACAUAUCGAGUAGCGAACUUACAAACAAUCGAGACGGUGCUAUAACGUAUCAGUCGGUGGGCGAAGUGAACCCACUAGUAGCUAUCAUUAGGAAUGAAAUCACAAAUAAUUGCUUGAAAUUGUAUGGCAACUUCACUACUUGUCAGGCGGCUGUGAGGGUUGAUGUGCAAAAUACGCAGACUUUAGUUUUCAGGAAUAAUUUAGUGCGCAACAACGUCGGGGGUAUCCUAGUGAGAGCCGAUUCGAGAGGCUCCGCUACUUCACUGCGUGGUUGGAUACAUAAUAAUUUGUUCUUUGAAAAUCAUGACUUGCCUUGUCUUCAAGUUGAAGGUCGCCAAUCCUCUCCAUACCAAGAAGUAACAAUAUACCGCAACUACUUUACUCGUAACCGAGCUCUGUACACUGACGUCAUAGUGCUCCGGCAGGUGGUCUCAAACUUCACACACAACUAUGUGCACCACAACACUGGCUUGAGGAUAUUAGAAGUGUCCGGUUUUGAUAAAGUUCGUCUGCCGAUAUAUCAGACUACGUCGCAUAAUGGGUUUUACAAAAACUUCGCCUUAGACAGAGAAGGCCGCGCCACAGUGGUGGCCGGCACCGCGGGACAGCACUAUGUCGACAACAUAUUCUUUAACCCGGACAACGAUUACGAAAUGAUUACUGUCAACAGAUCUAUGUAUGUA